Funneliformis geosporum is the source of this 291-nucleotide messenger RNA. NCBI's taxonomy places the organism in Eukaryota, Fungi, Glomeromycota, Glomeromycetes, Glomerales, Glomeraceae. The record is from the annotation of a GenBank genome assembly.
AUGAAAUUUAUGAAUCAAAUUGGAGAAAUUUCUUCAAACGAUAACCAUUCUUCACAACGUGGAAACGAAUAUUACCAGAAUCUUUGUAUGAAGGCGGGCGAGCAAUUCGCCAUAGAAAUGAUUAUGCCGCUAUUUGACAAACGGUUUAAUACUAAUAAUCGAAUUAGACAAAAAUUACCGACAUGGAUAAACCAAAGUUUAAUUGAAUGUCACAAAUUUGGUCAUGCUAUUGGAAAAAUUGCUGGAUUUUUUAAAAAUAAAGUUCAGCGAUUUAGUAGUAAUGAUGUGUAA